AUGGCAGUGGGCUCCUCUACUAUUUCCCGCGGCCCCGUCACCGCCUCCCUCAACUUCUACGCGCCACCCGCCAACGCCGCCGAGAAACCCUACAACAACGUCGAGCCAGCCGCCGGCCAACCAGAGCGCAACUACUCGGACGCCGUCAAGCAGGUCCUCAUCAAUGACGCGCGCGGCCGCGAGGCCGACUUUUCGCUCGACAAGGACGCCUUUGCCAUCCUGUCAUCGCAACCGCCCAGCGCGGAGGCAAAGUUUGUCCACGACGAGAGCAUCAAGGCCAACUACUACCCCGAGGUCGAGAAGCUGCUCCUGGACCAGGUCAAAGGCGCCCACGAGGUCUAUCUGUUUGACCACACCAUCCGCCGCGCAGACCCAACCUCGUCGCGCCACCCCGUCACUAGAGUCCACAUUGACCAGACAGCGUCGUCCGUCGAGAAGCGCGUGCGACGCUACUACGCGCCCGAGGAGGCUGACCGUCUGCUCCAGGGCCGGUACCGCAUCGUCAACGUCUGGCGGCCGCUCAACAAGACGCCCGUCGAGAGUUUUCCCCUCGGCUUCGCGUCCAGCGCCACCCUUGACGAGCGAGAUGUGAUCCCCAUUGAGCACAGGUACCCUGAUGGCUACACGGGCGAGACGGCUGCCAUCCAGCACAACCCGGAGCAGGAGUGGUACUAUCUCAGUGGCAUGACGGGUGAUGAGAGGAUCCUGCUCGAGUGCUUUGAUAGCGAAAGCCUGAAGGCGGGCAGUACGAUUGGGGGUAGAGUGCCACACUCGGCAUUCGUGGACCCCAGGACCAGGGAGGACGCUGAGGGUAGGGAAAGCAUCGAGGUGAGAGCAUUGGUCUUUGGGCCUUGA
Messenger RNA from Emericellopsis cladophorae, 855 nucleotides. RefSeq lists its product as uncharacterized. Gene Ontology annotation, molecular function: oxidoreductase activity. Lineage: Eukaryota; Fungi; Ascomycota; Sordariomycetes; Hypocreales; Bionectriaceae. Bases 1 to 855 code for a protein of 284 amino acids. The transcript has a single exon. The record is from RefSeq and is a predicted model, not a curated record.